ACUCUCUCCCACUCUCUCCCUCAGACUGAGAGUGUCCACUCCACGGCCCCCAUUACUGGGAUCCAGUCCUUUUUGAGCCUGUUCAGUUCUUAUGAGCAACGCUCUUCACUCCAUCUUGGCAACUUGUGGCACUGAAGUUUAUAUUCUAAAGCGGUGAUUUUGAUGCGUCUCGUGUUUUCGAUUGGGUGUUGGAGUGGGCUAGAACGUGUUUUCUGGCACCGGGCUGUGGAAUAGUAAUGUGAGGGAAACCAUGGUCUCGGUGCUGGGAUGAUUGACGAGCAGUUGACAAGACGACUCUUGCGAGAUUGUGUAGAGGAUACUGUCUGAGAGUUGUUGAUAGUAACGUCGAGGGCUGGUGUGUCUGUGGGGUUGGGAGGAGGUUGACGGUAACGAAAUGUUGUCUGUUGGAUUCUGGAGGUAUACCGUGGAAAACGGAAUGAGGGAUAAACUGAAAGCUGUGUGGAAGGCAAGAGCGAGGUGACCUUGAGAAGCGACUCAUUGAAUGAAAGGAUUAUGUAGCAUUGCAGGUUUCGAGCUGGUGCUCAAUCUGAGCAGCCGCUACAGGGAAGUAAUUGGCUUUCCUGCAGGCCCAGUGACAUGACCAAGCAUUAGUUCGCGGAGCUAAUAACGAUAGUCUGGCGUGGGUAUACUUGCCGCAUGUUUGCUUCUGAAGUGCCGCUUGCGCGCAAGCAAACCUAGGAGGGAACUUGGGACAGUGUUUUUGAAAAGCUUCUUGACUUUGAAAGAGAUUCGCAUCAUGUUGUAUUCUCAAAUUUUGCGAAUUUUGACAUUUGCGCUGAAUAUCCGACUUUUGGCGAGUUUUUCUUCGGCUCUUAUUGGUACGUAAUCUAAGUAUCAACGGAAGAUGGCGGCCUGGAAACGUGAAAGCGUUGUUUCUGUGUUCGCCACGAAUGAGAGUGCUGCGAUUGGGGUGUGUGAUGUGACUCCUGUGCACGAGACGCCACUGUGGCGAUAUGUCAAGCACGAACAAAAUACCCUGGCGUGGGUUAGUCUCAUCGUUGUUACGUUUCUAUUAUCGAGGAGAUUGUGUUCCGUGUUGCGGUUGUUGAUUCUGGGAUACCGUCUUCCUGGUCCUCGAGCCCGAGCGUUUGAUGGGCGAUCCCAGUGUCUCUCCAAAGCUCAAACUCCUCAGAUGCUUCAAGAACUUCUGGCUAGGCUUCACCAAGAGCACGGCCCACUGGUGAAGGUAUGGACCGGCCCUGCGCAGUUGCUGGUGUCUGUGAAGGACGUUGACAUUUUGCAGCACGUGUUUGAGCGAGCUCAUGAUCGCGUUCCAGUCCUUCGGAUGGCGUUGCAGCUUCUUUACGGUCGACGAAGCCUGUUUACCUCCAACUACUCGAAGGCGUCACAAUCACGGAUGAUGGUGGCUAAAGAGAUCAAUGGUCUAGUUUUAAGACAAGCGCACAUUUCAUCAAUCGAGGUAGCUGAAAAAAUGACGCAGUUGGGGGGCUUGUCGAAGAAUGGUUGCCAUGAUUUGGAUUGCAUGACCUUCUCAAAGCUGAUGGCUUUCGCAGCACUAGGCACAUCGCUUUAUGGUGACGGGUACAUGAUCUGGCCGGUCGCCCGUGAGUUUGAGAGGGUGAUGAUGGAAGUGAUGGAGGCUCUUCCCAUUUGGAUGCGAUAUAGUGUGCCACCACUGUGGAAUGCAAAAUUUGUGGUGUUCUGGAAGCAAUGUUUGAGGCUCAGAGACUUGGCUAGAGAACUGGCCGCCCAUGGGAAUCAGACAAGCAUCCAGGAAUCAGAGGAUAGGGUUGAAGGUUUAAAUAUAUUGGGAAAGUUACUGGAAGAGUUUGUGAGUGUAUUAUUUUCAAGGAUGGGCAUGGGAAGCUCAACAGUUGCCGAGCCAGGAGCAGCAGGAAUGAUGUCUCAUGGCAGCCUAAAUACUGCGGGAGUCCUAUGCAACGUACUUGCUCAGCUUGCACGGCAUCCUCACAUUCAAACCAAAGUUCAUAAUGAGAUAUCGACCAUAAGUGGUUUCGAUAAGUCCCUCACAGAAACUGAUGUCCAAAAGAUGAUUUAUCUAAACGCAACUGUGCUGGAGGCUGCUCGUCUACUCCCGACUGUACCAUUCCUGCAGCGAUGCUCCGAUGAACACGAUAUUGCGUUGCUACCUGGAGUUGUAAUACCCGCGGGUGCGAUUCUGACUGCACCUAUUCAGCUUAUUCAACGUGACACAGUUUACUGGGGCGAUGAUGCUGCCAUCUUUAACCCUGAUCGUUUCUUGAAACCUCGUAGAAUCGCUUCGGGAGAAUUAGCUAGUGAACAAAAUCAAAAUAUCCCUCAUCCAUGUAACUUCACCAAAGAGCCUCUUCAACUGAAUCCUGCUUUCUUGGUGUUUGGCGCUGGUUCUCGUUCCUGCAUUGGGUCCAGCUUGGCAGUGAAGCAAAUCAGCAUCCUUGUGACCGUUAUCUUGAAGCGAUUCGAGCUGAAGGAGAAUUUUGAUAGCUCCGAUGCCAAAGCCUACGAAAACAUGAGCAGAUCACCACCAAGGCUCACCCUCUCCCCCAGAUGACAUCAUCAUUUAACUCUCAUUCUCCUUGCCGGAGAAUUUUUUCUGCCUACAGUGCCUGCAUGUACACAACUGCUUUUCCUCGCAUGGAAUGUGGACAAAAGAUCGCCACUUCAUCCACCAUACUGGAGAUGGGAAACAUCCACUUGAAUUAUACAUAUUGAUGGUGUGUAGUCCCUAAAAAGCAUUGAGAAGGGCACCUGAAGAGCAGGUUUUUUCACAUCCAAGAGAUGGCGACAACGUCCUGGCCUCUGGUCUGUGGGUGUGUGUUCUGUAGAAACCAUGCCGAAGCUUGUUUUUUUCUUUUCCUACGUCUUCUUAGCUCUGUCAUGUAAACUUGAAGAAAGACCUGUAUAAAUCUGAAAUGAUCAGUGAGAUGAGUUUUCGACAACUACUGGAGCAGCUCAUUCGUAUGUUUUAGAUUCCGUUGGGUUCUCCCUCAAAUUAGGGUUUUUCUUCGGGCCACUAUCUCUUUUGUGUCGCCAUUUUGAGUGUAUCUGUCUGAAAAGGAUAUAUCCACAGUGUCUAUGUAAUACACCAUGACGCUUGAUUUAAAGUUUUUACUCAAUGAAAUUGAGAACUCUGAUGUGCGUUCUUUAUGCA
Molecule: messenger RNA, 3133 nt
Organism: Physcomitrium patens
Lineage: Eukaryota; Viridiplantae; Streptophyta; Bryopsida; Funariales; Funariaceae
Molecular function (GO): oxidoreductase activity, acting on paired donors, with incorporation or reduction of molecular oxygen; monooxygenase activity; iron ion binding
Source: RefSeq, a predicted model, not a curated record